Messenger RNA from Darwinula stevensoni, 655 nucleotides. Lineage: Eukaryota; Metazoa; Arthropoda; Ostracoda; Podocopida; Darwinulidae. The record is from the annotation of a GenBank genome assembly.
CUGGAUAUGUGACCUCUUGCGCCGUAGAGGAAAUCCAAGAGAUCCUCGACAGAAGUGUAUUCGCGAGAAAAUCAACUGGGAACUGUUAGUUACUGCUUUGCACCAAAGAUGUCACUGACCGCAGGCGAUCUCACCGAUACAGGGCGUGGGACGAUUGAACAGCGUCCUCCGUUCAUUUCCGUCUCUGCCUCGCAUCAGGAACCUCCUCGCUCUCGGUCUCCUCGGGUUUCUUCCUUCCACGGGGGUGUGCAGCUGACGGGGGAAGAUGGGUGUGUCGAAGACGGAAGAAAGCGUGUCGAUGAUGGAGGAAGGUGGGUCGAAGAUGGAAGAAGGUGGGUCGAAGGCGGAGGAAAGCGGGGCACUGCCACCGAGGGAAACUUGGGCCAACAAGGCGGAAUUUCUCCUUUCUUGCAUCGGAUUCGCCGUCGGACUCGGCAACGUCUGGCGCUUUCCUUACUAUUGCUAUCGCAAUGGAGGCGGUGCGUUUCUGGUGCCAUACUUCACGUUCCUUCUGUGCUGCGGGAUCCCCCUCUUCAUCCUGGAGAUCGGACUGGGUCAGUUCAUGAACGAAGGAGGCAUCUCGGCCUGGAACAUCUGCCCGCCUUUCAAAGGUCUUCCCAUUCAUCCUUUAUGGUCUGGAUCUAAAGCUAUGUAA